Ixodes scapularis (black-legged tick) is the source of this 4647-nucleotide messenger RNA. RefSeq names its product phosphatidylinositol 3-kinase regulatory subunit gamma (gene Pi3K21B). The transcript is spliced from 8 exons. NCBI's taxonomy places the organism in Eukaryota, Metazoa, Arthropoda, Arachnida, Ixodida, Ixodidae. Gene Ontology annotation, cellular component: phosphatidylinositol 3-kinase complex. The record is from RefSeq and is a predicted model, not a curated record. Bases 502 to 2829 code for a protein of 775 amino acids. Gene Ontology annotation, molecular function: 1-phosphatidylinositol-3-kinase regulator activity. Gene Ontology annotation, biological process: insulin receptor signaling pathway; phosphatidylinositol phosphate biosynthetic process.
UCAUUUUCCGUCCGACGAGCGCCGCGAGCAAUGCGACUUCUCGUUGAGCCCUGUUCCGGUGUGAUGGUCUCCGAGGUGGCGUCUUCGUGCCAGCAGCCUCUAUGCCGGUCGCGCUGAGCCCGGUGUGUUGCGCAGUGUGUGUGCGUCCCAAGUGCGUGUGUGGCACGGCGCCUCGCCGCUGGGCUUGCGCCGAGUACAAGACCGGUAGGACUAGGGCAUAGCGACCGACCACGCCACCGUGAUACGCGCGCCUCGCCCGCUGGAUUAUCGGAGCUUGCCGUCGGGCCCCCGCCGCUGCUUGCUCGGUGUCCUUGCAUCAUCAUCCCAUCCGUCGCCACAUAGUGCUGUUGCUGCUUCCACGGCCCGUGCGCGGCCUUCAGCGUGCUGCACCCGUGCCAGCCGGCUGCUGGUUCGGACCGCCAGGCCGUCUUCUACACGCACAGCGUGCCCCUGAGCCAGUGGACGAGCGAGAACGUGCUGGAGUGGCUGGCGUGCGUGAACAUGCUCGCAUACAGCGAUAUCUUCAAAGCCAAGGAGGUCAGCGGGAGCGACCUUCCCUCCCUGGACAGGGAGAAACUCUCGAACAUGGGGAUCAAAGAAGAGACCUCUCAGACUGUGCUGUUGCGGUGCAUCGGGGAGCUCUGCCGCGGAUCAAACACGAGCUCCUGCUGUGAAGAGGAGAGGAAUUUCCUAAGCUCCUUGCUGAAGGAAGAUGGAACAGGUGCACAGCAGCAGCACCAGCUGGAGUGGCAGAGUUUCCCACCGGGCACCGAGCAGUGUGACAGCUGCCGUCACCUGCUGCGGGGCCUCGCCCACCAGGGGCUCCUGUGCCGCGAUUGUGGCCUGGUCUGCCACCGGGGCUGCGCCGUCACCCGCGGGCUGCCGGCGUGCCGCGCCCAGUUUCUCCGCCAGCGGGCGGCCAUCUUGUCCCUGGCCUCGCUGUCCCGCGACCUCACGACCCAGUUCAGCCUAACGGAGCAGUCCGCUCCCUCGUACCUCCUCCGCUGCAUGCAGGAGAUAGAGUGCCUAGCACACCUCAACUCCAACGUGGACCUCUACAAGGCGUACAGUGCCCCCUGUCUCCCCGACCGCGUCCACGAGGUGGCGCUGAAGCUCCGCGAUGACCCCACCAAGGCGGACCUGACGGGCUACGACAUCCACUGCCUGAUCGGGGCGCUGAAGAAGUAUCUCCGUGAGUUGGUGAACCCCGUCAUCCCGGUACAGUUCUACGACCGUUUCCUCGAGGCUGCUAAGCAUGGUGCCGAAGAGCCACGGAGCGUUCGUCUUCUUCAGCUAGUGCACCAGCUUCCGGCACACCACGAGGCCACGCUGCGGAAUGUGAUGGGACAUCUGUGCCGCCUUAGCCGGCUCCAGCAUGCGCGAGGACACCAGGAGCCACCGCUGGCGUUGGCGCACUCCCUCUGUUUCAUCCUACUGAGGCCGCCCUGGGAAGAGACUCUGCAGGCAGUGCGCAAUGCUAAGCUGCAUGCCCAGGUGUUGGAGACCCUGCUCCUCCGUGGUGACUGGGGCGAGGCGAUGCCGGACUGGGCUGCUCCGGCGCUCCCGCCGCGCCGGCUGUCGCGCUCUGGCGGGCAUGCCGGCGACUGCGCCGCGCCGCGAAGCCUCCAAGAGGCCGAGUGGUAUUGGGGCGACAUCACGCGCGAGGAGUGUUCAGACAAGCUGAAAGACACCGCCGACGGGACGUUCCUGGUCCGGGACGCGCUUGACCGGGGCUCCGGCGACUACACGCUGACCCUGCGCGUGGGUGGCAGCAACAAGCUCAUCAAGAUCUACCACCGGGCUGGCAAGUACGGCUUCUCGGAGCCUCUGACCUUCAACUCGGUGACGGAUCUCAUCAGCCACUACCGCAACGUCUCACUGGAGCACUACAACAACUUCCUGAAUGUGAAGCUGCUCUACCCAGUCUCCAAGUUCCACGACGAGGACCCAGAUUCUGAUGCGGAGAAAGUGAGCCAGCGGCUGAUGGAGGUGAACCGGGAGUACCUGGGCAAGAGCAAGCAGUUCGACCAGUUCCACGACCAGUUCAACCGGCUCAGCCAGGAGCUGCAGAUCAAGAACCAGGCGCUGCAGUCGUUUGCCGAAGCUGAGGCCAUGUUCAUAGAGCAGGCAGACGUGCUGCGACACUUCCAGAAGGAGGCCCCCGACCAUGAGCUCAAGGGGCUGGAGGAAAAUGCGGCUCUUCUUCAGCGGCGGCUCAAGGUGCUCCGAGAGAGCAAGAACAAGCUGGCAGACGACGUGCGGGGCCGCCAGGCAUUCUACAAGCAGCUGGAGCGGGAGAUCAACGGCCUCAAGCUGGAGGUGGCCCAGGCGGCCAAGCAGCGGGAGAAGUGCCAGGCCUGGUUGCAGAGCAAGGGGGUCAAAAAGGACCGCAUCAACAAGCUGCUCCAGGACUCGUCCGGGGAGGCCAAGGAGACCGCCGGCCGCAACAGCCGAGACGAGAGUGGGGAGGCCCCCGGCCUGUACAGCGACAGCACGUGGUUUGUGCAAGACUGCGACCGCAAGGAAGCCCAGCGGUUACUUGAGGGAAGGAGGGACGGCACGUUCCUGGUGCGCCCCAGCAAGAUGCCUGGACAGUACGCCCUCUCCAUCGUGGCGGAGGGCAAGGUGAACCACUGCCUCAUCCAGAAGACUGACCGCGGCUACGGCUUUGCGGAGCCCUACAACAUCCACCCGACGCUACGCAGCCUUGUGCACCACUACGCCCUCACCUCGCUCGAAGAGCACAACCCCCUCCUCAAGACGACCAUGGCACACCCCGUGUUUGCGUCUUCCGGCAGCCAACAGCAGCCGGCGCAGCCCCCCAGCUGAGCUCGAGUGUUCCCCCGUCCGGCCGUGAUCUCUCGGACUGCCAACAAGACGCCCGUCUGUGGCCACCUCCUCGUCUGCAAGAGAGACUGUGUGCGGCGACGGCUGCGGCGCGAGGAAAGACAGUGUGGGACUCUGUCGCCCCGACGACGACGGUUUCGCCGCUGCAACAUAGCCGGGCUUUCGGGCUUAAAAGCCGGAAGCGUACCUGUGAUCAGCACGUUGUUUUCGACAACCCAUCUUUUCAUUGUUUUCUUUUUUCUUUGUUUUUCCUCUCUCGCGAUUCGUGUCUUUGUUCCGGUUCGUUCUCACAUCGGUGGAGUGAGCCUGGCUGGGUUUCUUCUCGAGGCGACGCUCCACGCAACACAAACAUCGUCGUUUUUGGCCCUCGGCCUCGUUUCGUGGUUCCUCCCCGCGCGCGCGUCUUUCACUCUUUCGUUACAUAUAAAUAUACAUCGUCGACACUUUCCGAGGUGUUGUAAAUACAUUUGACGGCCGGGUGGGGACGAGAACCUUCUGCGUGCCGUUUCCACGCGUGUUACAUAUGUGCUUCUAUGUGAGCGGUGGCAAAAACUCUGCUGCCGCGAGGGAACGAGGCUGUGGAUCCAAGUGCAGCAUUGUCUUUUUUCCCAAAAGACUAAAGAGGAGCAUCAUAUUUUUUUUUUAUCACUUUCUUUAUGCUUUAGCAAACAAAAACGACUGCCCGAGCUAUGGUUUUCAGCCGCAUCUAGUCACGCUACUUUUGUGUGAGCAGUCCCGAAAGGAACGAUUCUGCGUAACGGACUGCAUCCGGCGCUUGGAGAGCGUCGGCGCGUGUAAAGGAACAGAGGUGUUACGAACAAAGGGAUAGUUCUCCUUUUUUCGUUUUCUUUGUUUUUGGAAAGAACGAUUGGCAGGGUCUGCCGCCGCGCCGCGGCCAAGGAAAGGGAUUGUGCCGAUGAGCGUGGGUUUUUGGACGGCGAGCCAGCGUCUGCAUUUGACCUCCGAUUGAAAGCUGCUCCGAAAAGUCGCGAGCAGAGCCGCGUCGCACGACUUGACAAUCAGCUUUCCGGAUUGGCUGCCGCAACUUGUCCUUGCCUCGAAGAGGACAACCGUUGUGCCGACGAGGCCUAUACUUAGCUUUGCUUGCGUUGCAUUCUUUGGAAUUGUUGGGCCCUAGGGCAAGCGGCCGGAAAGGUGUCUGUCCAGUCGACGCAGUUUCCCAAAGGCGAAACUGACUCGCAGACACGCUUGGGUCGCUGGCCGUGGUUACCCGUGAUGUGUGCUGCCGAGGUACUUAGCUGGGGCCGCCGUGCUUUACGAAGGCAGUACCGCGUGUCUGCGUCUGUUGAGUAUUUUAUAGGAUUUAUCCAAUGAAACUGGUUGUAAAGACUAAAUGGACCUUGUACAUAUACAUAUAGCUAGGUAUAUUUAGCGAAUUCUUUGUUUUGGCUUUCAAAGGAGCAGGUGUUGACCAAGUGGAAAAAAAACAAGAGUAUGUCUGUGUGUGUAAGCGUGCAGUUGUGUUUAGAAAGUUGAGUUGUAGCAUCUUCGUUUUUUACAUUCUCGAUGUGACAUACAUACAAGCUUUUUUUUUUUUUUAAUACUAGUCAGUUUGCCACAUUGAGUUCACAGCUUUGAAAGCUCGAAAGAGUAUGCCCCCCCCCCCCCCCCCCUUUUCUUUUAAACUGUGGCUCUAUGUCAUAAUUGAAAAUGUUACAAAAAGGCUGUUUAAAAAAGAAACGUGCAGGGUUGUCACCUGGCGCUCGGCCGAAAUGAACCAGAGGUUGAAGUGCCGUAAUGGCACGAUGGUUUUACAAAUAAAUGUCCUUUUUUCCUAAA